This is a messenger RNA of Didymosphaeria variabile, 732 nucleotides long. RefSeq lists its product as uncharacterized. The record is from RefSeq and is a predicted model, not a curated record. Gene Ontology annotation, molecular function: zinc ion binding; ferrous iron binding; oxidoreductase activity, acting on single donors with incorporation of molecular oxygen. The transcript has 2 exons. The coding region runs from base 1 to 732 and encodes 243 amino acids. Lineage: Eukaryota; Fungi; Ascomycota; Dothideomycetes; Pleosporales; Didymosphaeriaceae.
AUGAUGGGCGCACAUUGGGAGUCUCCAGGAGACACAGUCGAAGUCAGCAUGAACCCAAACCCAAAGAUGCUUCCAGUUGGCUCUGUCAAAGACGCGCGAUAUCUCCCUUACAAAGUACAACCGGACAUUGAAGGGGGCGAACAUGUGAUGAAGCUCCUGAAAGCCGCUGGCUUCAACGUCAAAGCAGCUCCUACAUUCGACUGGAUACAUGACACUUUCUUGAUCAUCAUCCGCAUGUUUCCACAUUGCAUUCCACUUCCUACGACUAUCGUCUCCAUGAAUGCACGAUACGAAUCGCACUUCCAUCUCAAGAUAGGCGCCGCGCUUCGCCCAUUACGCUAUGAGGACACACUGAUUAUCGGAAGCGGAGGUUCCGUACAUAAUUUGUAUCGCAACCAUUGGGCAGAUAUGAUGUUGUACCGUGACAAUUUUGCUCAGCCUGUUCCACCGGGAACGUGGGCUUUGGAGUUCAGGCAGGCUGUGGAGGACAAUAUCACCAACAACACGGGUCCAGAGCUCCGAAGAGCCAUCACGAGAAUGAUGAAGCACCCUAGAUACAAGGAUGCACAUGGGACAGAUGACCAUUGGAUGGCUUCGCUCUUUGCGGUCGGUGCUGCUGGAGGGAAGGAUGAUCAAGGCCCAAACACGAUGAUUGCUGAGUGCUGGGAGCUGGUCAACAUGUGCAAUACUCAGUAUCAGCUUGGUAGUUGGGAUGCAUACAAACCAAUGUAA